Mercenaria mercenaria is the source of this 1932-nucleotide messenger RNA. RefSeq lists its product as uncharacterized. Lineage: Eukaryota; Metazoa; Mollusca; Bivalvia; Venerida; Veneridae. The record is from RefSeq and is a predicted model, not a curated record. The transcript is spliced from 7 exons. Bases 1 to 1497 code for a protein of 498 amino acids.
AUGGCCGACAAAAGUGCACUGAGAACUAACCGACUAUCGGCUGAGUGCAAACCUGUCACCGUGAAUUCUGGUACAACAACACAUCUUUCCGGUGCUGGAAUGUCUAUUGAACAAAUGGUUCCGUAUGAGGCAUGGACAGACUUAUAUAUAGUGCCACCAUUGCCAUCUAAAGAACAGUUUUCAAUCCGAACUCUUUCUAUGGAAUCUCAAAAUGUUUGUUUCAAAAAUAUAACAUCAGAUACAUGUGUUCAAAUUACAAAGGCUACUACCAACACCACGUUCAUUUUUGGCACGGAUCCUGUUGCAGUUUCAUCAAGUUCUCGUGUGGGUGUUGUCCAGUACGAGUCGGUAAACGACAGACGCAACGGAAGAGAAGCAAUAAUGGUGGUCAUACCCGGGAUUAAGAACUACUUGAAUACGUUUAUAUUUGCAAUUCCGGAUAUACCGAACACUGAUCCUUACGUUGCGUGUAUUGUACCUUCGUCUGAGGCAAAUGGAAUUCUGCUUGAUGGAUCUUCGGUAUCGUUUGACACAACUGGAAGUGUCGCCACUUCCUUAGGGAACUAUACAGUGCUUAUGAAGACUAUCACACCAGGCUAUCAUGAAAUGAAGCAUUCGAACCCACAAGUACGUUUCGGGGCGUUAGCUUAUGGAUUCAAUGAAGAAAACAGUUACGCUUUCCCGCUUGGAUUUACGUACACAAAACAAGUAAACGUUGGACCCUGGAGUUCUUGGACCAAUUGUGCUGUCAAAUACACAGGCUUACAAUCCCGGACACGAUUUUGUGAAAACGAGACAAAACUGCUUAAUGGUGAAAUCUGCAGUGGAAUGGAAGUAGAAGAAAGACAAUGCUACGCUCGUACAUGUCCAGUGGAUGGAAACUUCAAUGAUUGGUCCGUUUGGUCAUCCUGCUCACAUACAUGUGGACCCGGACAUAAAGUCAGGAGGCGGUACUGUAAUAAUCCUGAACCUCUACAUGGAGGAGCAGAAUGUAUGGGCGAAACUACGGAAACACAGUCGUGUAAAGAGCAAAGUUGUCCUGUCGUACCUUAUGGAUAUGAAUGUGACCGUGUACAAGACAAAUGUAAUGGUAGUCACGCUACAUGUGAGGAGGGGAUUUGUCGUUGUUUUCCUGGCUAUUACUUUAAUGGUGACAGAUGCAUGUCUAAAGAAGACCUCUGUGGCGUACAAAGGCUGGAUAACGUCAUUAUUAUCGUCGGAGUCAUCAUGGCUGUGAUUAUUGUUGUUCUGGCAGCAUACGCCGUGUAUGUCACCAUAUUGUUGAGAAGAAAAACUCCUGACAAAGGUGUAUCAAGUCAUCAAAGAGAAGAGAAUCUAAAUGAAGCAAAGAAGGGUUUUGACUCGAACACUGCAGUUGCGGUGGAUAGAUCUGAUGCAAAGGGAACCGUUGCAGCUGCAACUGAACAGCAAUAUUCGAGCUUGUACAGUGACCUGAAAGAUAAAAGUGAAGCGUAUGACGUUAUCGUUAAAAACUAGAGAUUGCAAUGUACUGACGUAAAUGUCCAUUUCGUUUCAUCUUUCUGCUAUUUAUGAAAUUACCAAAGCAAACAUAUGACAUGAUAAGAAAUGGUGAAUAUCGAUAGUAAAAGCCCUCAGACGGUCAUUGUUUUUGUUCAAAGCCAUUGACUAACUAUAUACCAGUGUGUUUCUUUUCCCAACUUUAUUUUAAUCUCAUUAUGGAAAUUCUGUGAAGUAACAAAACGAGAGACAUAACAAUUAAUUUCUUCAGUUUGUAUAUAUAACUGUUUAAGAUUCAGUUGGUAGUUCUGUUGUUUCUCUUAAAAAUAAGAAGGACAUCCUUUUUAUCUGUAUAGAUCAAGUCAUUGCGACUCUAUAUGCUCUACGGUGAUAGUUUCUUCCAAACGUAACAGAAGUUUGUUUAUUUUACUUUGAUAUUAGACUUAGCUAUAG